Molecule: messenger RNA, 1308 nt
Organism: Fusarium redolens
Lineage: Eukaryota; Fungi; Ascomycota; Sordariomycetes; Hypocreales; Nectriaceae
Product: putative MFS transporter
Exons: 3
Coding region: 1-1308 (435 amino acids)
Biological process (GO): transmembrane transport
Cellular component (GO): fungal-type vacuole membrane
Molecular function (GO): transmembrane transporter activity
Source: RefSeq, a predicted model, not a curated record
AUGCAUCCCUCCACCAUGACCGAUUCACCUGAGCUCGAGAGCAACAAGUCAAGCGAGAACAAUGACCGAACUCCCCCCAACGGAGGAGCCAAAGCCUGGGCUUGUGUCGCAGGCUCGUUCUUGUUGCAGUUCUGUUCCGUUGGUUACGUAAACGCAUGCGGCAUGUUUCAGUUGUACUACUCGGAAGUCAUGUUCAAGGACCAGACGUCGUCUGCCUUGGCCUGGAUCACUACACUCCAGAUCUUUAUGCUGUUCAUGUUCGGUCCCGCUGUUGGCAAGAUGAUCGAUGUCUACGGAUGCCGCAAGACACUCCUGCCCUUCAGUAUCAUGGCUGUCUUUUCCGUCUGCAUGCUGAGCCUUUGCACAAAGUACUGGCAAGUCAUGCUUGCUCAGGGAGUUGCUUUUGGUCUGGCCGCCGCCGGUCUGUCUCUUCCCGCCAUGGCAACCGCCACUCAAUGGUUCUCGACAAAGAAGGGUUUGGCUGUUGGUAUUGUUUCUGCUGGAAGCAGCCUAGGAGGUGUGAUCUACCCCUGCAUGAUCCCUCGACUCAUCGAGGAAGUCGGGUUUGCGUCUGCUGUUCGUUGGACUGCACUCUUGCAAGGAAUCCUCUUAGUCGUCGCCAAUGCUCUCUGCUCUUCCCCGUUCCCACCUCUCGGCAAAGUCUCGCGACCAGCAAAAGAAGCAAAUAUUCCCAGCAGUGGGAUCAACGGAUUCAAGAGAGGACCUUGGGGGUUCUUCAUCCUGGGCUGCUUCUUCACCAUGUGGGGUCUCUUCGCACCCCUGAACUACCUCCCGGAGAUGGCCUCACUUCACGGAUACAAAGACUUCGCUGUGUAUACCUUGGCCAUUGCCAACGCCGGUUCCCUAUUUGGCCGAAUCGUGCCUGGCUGGAUCAGUGACAAGGUCGGCCACUUCAACACCAUGGUCAUCGUGACUAGUUUCUCCGGAGCUCUCGUCCUGGCAUUUUGGCUUCCUCUCGAGUUUUACACCUCUAAAGGUGGUAUCAUUGCCUUCGCCCUGCUCUUUGGGUUCGCCAGUGGCGGUUUCGUCAGCCUGGGCCCUCCGUGCGUUGUUUCCCUUGCCGAAGAUCGGGUCGAUGAGAUCGGGGUCAAGCUGGGAGGCUUUUGCCUGGCGAUUGCCCUGGGCGCUCUGACUGGACUUCCCAUCGAAGGGGCCAUCAAGGAUCGCGAAGGGAACAGGUUUACCGGGCUGAUGUGCUUUGCGGGCGCGUCUAUGCUUCUUGGAAGCUUCUGUAUGGCCACCGCUCGAGUCUUCAAGGAAGGUGCCCAACUCCUGAAGAAGGUCUAG